Messenger RNA from Podospora pseudopauciseta, 1214 nucleotides. RefSeq lists its product as uncharacterized. The record is from RefSeq and is a predicted model, not a curated record. The transcript has 2 exons. NCBI's taxonomy places the organism in Eukaryota, Fungi, Ascomycota, Sordariomycetes, Sordariales, Podosporaceae. The coding region runs from base 667 to 1050 and encodes 127 amino acids.
CUAAUAUUACCGUACCCGGCAACAUGGAACAGGAUAAUCCAAAAAACCUCCCACGCGAUCCCAACCGCAAACCACCCAACGGUUUCAGCAACAUAUUCUCAGAGCAGGGGUCAUACGAGUGGCUCCGCAGCACAUCGUGGCAUUACGGUCGAGUUGAAGAGGGGGGGGGGAGGUGUUUAGCAGAAACCCGACUCCACCUCGACAUCUACCGCAUAAUCUCCUUUUGCAACCCAGAACUCACCAGUUUUGCCAAAUCGCACCACGCCGGGAAGCUUGUCGGCAACAACUACAGCCUUAUCAACGGAUGGGGAUUAAAAAAAGGACACCAACUUUCGAUAUACAACCAGAUAAUAUAAACCAAUACACUCAUAGUUACAAACCAUUACAUCUUCGACCUGGAAAGAACAGCCUAUAUUCAGGUACAAACCAGCAAGCUAUAUUCACCACCACCCUCUCCCAACACAGCACCCGAGCCCGUGAGAUUGGCGCAGUGUUUCGAGGAGUGGAAAUCAGAACCAAAGCGAUCAUUACCGAAAUCCACGAACUUACACGUACAAUCCUAGCCCGUAUCUCGAGUACCACAUAAUCUCCGAUUCAUCAGAGAGGUCCCCAACGCCAAAGAGCAGACUAUAACCCGGUGUUCAACAGUAUACCUAUACAGCAGGCAUGGACUUAACAACCUUCGGCCGGCCAGAGGUCCUUCUAUAUCACUCCCUCAGCGUCAUCACGGAAAGGCUUUGCACAUGGGAAUGGGACCUCGUUGGUUUGACUGAGAAACAUACAACAAACUACUGGGGUGAUCAGGCUCGGCUCAACGAUCAGGAAGUAGCACGAUACAGACAGCUCAGCAAAGACACUCUGUCAUGGAUUGGGUGGGAUCUGUGGGCAAAGUGUGACAGACAGUGCAAGUUUGAUGAGAUCUGUGCAAUCCCGACCCGGCCGGUUGUCUGUGCUCCGGGUUUGCCACAGGGCGGAAUUUACUCUGCCCAUCCGCCAAAGCUUUCAGAAGACGAGAUGCUCGACUUCUGGAGCCCAAAAUGUAUCAAUUGAGCAGACUUUGAUCGCGGGGACGGACGUGGAAGGGACCCAAUCCAUCAGUUUCCUGAUGUCCCGCCGUACUAGGUCUGAGGCACGUGCUGGUUAUUGUUUGGGCUAUAACACAUGUAACAGCAGCGUGGAAAUAUUGCCAACAUACGUCACAGACUACUCAAAAC